ACGUUCCUUUUGAUUUCAUGUCAGAAUAUCCUGAAAUUUGAACAGAAAUGCCAACUUUGACGUCAUACCUUAGCAGCUGCUAGCGUUUUAAAAAAGUGGUUAACAAGUUGAGGCAAAAAACCAAACAAACAUAAAAAAAAUCUUCAAAUUCUGACAGUAGAUGUUGUUCGGCGUUGUACCCGGUGGCACUGGAACAGUUUUUAAAGUGGGGGUGCUGUAACCCAUUAAACAACUGUAACCCUUGUAUAUGAUGGAAGCCAUGCAAAGCCAAGGGGCGCUGCCGCACCCUCAGCACCCCAAAUUCUAGCGCCCUUGGUUGUACUUCAUAAAUAAAAAUACACUACAUAGGUAAGAAUUCAUGUUUCGUAUCUCCUCUCUUAAUGUAAAUCAAGGCAUUCAAAUAAAGAUAGUGUACUGUAGAAUUAACUGCAUUUUGAUGUAGCACUGAAUCACGUCUGGUGACUGGCCAGAGAUGUAAUUCGAUAUAGUGUUUAAACUAAUCAUACACACUGUUUAAUAAAAGAACACAUAGCAGGUGCUGUAAAAUCAAUCGAGCAAAUGCCGCUUUGAAGAACGCCCCUCAAUGGAAGGGUCUGGGUCGCGCCAGUGAUGCAUUAGUAACUGCGUUCUUCUAAACGGUAAUUCACAUGUUUGAGGGUCGUCAGGUGAUGGUUCCCACCGUUCAGUCAUCUGGUUGGCUUAUCCCGGUCCCCCUGGACAAGGGGGAGGGGGAGCGGGGGUGCUCACAUUACAUAUCCUUCUUUUUACAAGAACUGACAGGAGAUCCCUUCGGAACCCCCGCCCUGACAGGGGCACUGUGCUGGAGCCGUUUAUAAGGAGCUGAAGAGCAGGACCCCAGCAAGGAACUUUUAACGUGCAGGCACCCUCCAGAGACUCGAGCAGAGAACGCACAAGACAGCGAUGAAGGGUACGGGGACUGUCAAGGCUUGUGCAUUGGCAUUGCUUCUUGUGGCCGCUUUUAUUCCUCAGUCCUGGAGCGCGCCUCAGGGUCACUUUCAGAGGAGAAACUGGACCCCGCAGGCAAUUCUUUACUUGAAGGGGGCUCAGGGACGUCGUUUCAUAUCGGAGGAAAGAAAAGAUGGAGAUUUUUAUGAGAGACUACAUUUAGCAACCAGAAGCCAAAAUACAAACCCCACGAGUCUGUCGGAUGCACUGGCGCUGCUGCUCCCCUUCAUCAGCCGGGCACGGGAGGAAGCUGAAGAAAACGCAGAGCAAUUAAAUUUGCUAGAGACCCCAAAAUGGAAAAGAGGACUCUUCUAGCCGGUUAACUUGUGUAGUGUUGUAGUUCAAAAUGAUUGUCUUUGAUUUUAUUACAUGUUUAGAAUAUUCACACGUACAGUACAACACUGUGGAUUCGUUAAUAUGGCUUGGACUGGACCAAAGCUGUGUUUCGAAUGUAAAGUCAAUUAAAAUAAGCCAUCUUUCAUCACUCCAUGCCAAACGCUGAUCAGGGAAGUCACCAUAAUUGCAGUAUUUCUAAAACGGAGACUGGAAACUCCUGUCUUUGCAUAGAAAGUCGAAA
Polyodon spathula (Mississippi paddlefish) is the source of this 1543-nucleotide messenger RNA. RefSeq names its product spexin prohormone 1-like. The coding region runs from base 922 to 1281 and encodes 119 amino acids. The record is from RefSeq and is a predicted model, not a curated record. NCBI's taxonomy places the organism in Eukaryota, Metazoa, Chordata, Actinopteri, Acipenseriformes, Polyodontidae. Gene Ontology annotation, molecular function: neuropeptide hormone activity. The transcript has 6 exons.